This is a messenger RNA of Hypanus sabinus (Atlantic stingray), 2258 nucleotides long. RefSeq names its product ubiquitin-conjugating enzyme E2 variant 1-like. Gene Ontology annotation, biological process: DNA damage tolerance; protein K63-linked ubiquitination. NCBI's taxonomy places the organism in Eukaryota, Metazoa, Chordata, Chondrichthyes, Myliobatiformes, Dasyatidae. The coding region runs from base 37 to 1200 and encodes 387 amino acids. The record is from RefSeq and is a predicted model, not a curated record. The transcript has 8 exons. Gene Ontology annotation, cellular component: nucleus. Gene Ontology annotation, molecular function: oxidoreductase activity.
UAGUCUGGCGCCUUCGGCUAGUGGCGGAGUCUGAAGAUGGCGAGUGUGGGGCUCGGCUGCUCCUGGAAUGCCGGAGCGUCCGUGGCGACCGAGGAUCCGCUUUACGCUUCAAUCGAAGACAGUCGGCAGGAGGAUGACGAGUUGGCCGUGCCCCGCUGGGGCCCUCAGCAUCCCGGAGCCAAAGAGCUGGCACAGUUGUACUCUCCCAUGAAACGGUUUCAGGAAUGGUUGUGUGUUAUUUUGAACAUCGUUCUCAUGAACUGCAACUUGUAUCAUCUGAUCAUAAACUUCACUUGGGAUCAUAUUCAUCUGAUUCUUAUUGGAAUUAUUGCAGGGAUGGUUACUGCUGACUUUGCUUCAGGAUUGGUCCACUGGGGAGCAGACACCUGGGGUUCUGUUGAUCUUCCUAUACUUGGCAAGGCUUUCAUUAGACCAUUCAGAGAACAUCAUAUUGACCCCACUGCUAUAACAAGACAUGAUUUUGUAGAAACAAAUGGUGAUAACUGCAUGCUUACUGUGAUUCCUCUGGCCCAUAUGGCAUACAAGUUUCUUACUCUGUCUCCAGAGGGCAUCUAUGCUAUUUAUCCUUGGGAGUGCUAUAUCUUUUCUCUUGGAUUGUUUGUGACACUGACAAACCAAAUUCACAAGUGGUCUCAUACGUAUUUUGGAUUGCCUUCAUGGGUCUGCUUUCUUCAAGACUGGCAUGUAAUUCUACCACGAAAACAUCAUCGCAUUCAUCAUGUAUCUCCACAUGAAACCUACUUCUGUAUUACCACAGCUGUAACAGUUCCACGUAAUUUUCGCCUUUUGGAAGAACUAGAAGAUGGCCAGAAGGGAGCAAGUGAUGGGACAGUAAGUUGGGGGCUUGAAGAUGAUGAAGAUAUGACACUUACGAGGUGGACAGGGAUGAUUGUUGGACCUGCCAGAACAAUUUAUGAAAACCGAAUAUACAGCCUUAAAAUAGACUGUGGACCUAGAUAUCCAGAGGUAGCUCCGCAUGUUAGAUUUGUAACAAAAAUAAAUAUGAAUGGAGUAAAUAGUUCCAAUGGAACGGUGGAUCCAAAAAGCAUAUCAGUUUUAGGUAAAUGGCAGAAUUCAUAUAGUAUCAAAGUUAUUCUGACGGAGCUUCGGCGUCAAAUGAUGUGUAAAGAAAACGGAAAACUUGCUCAGCCCCCAGAAGGACAAAGUUACAGCAAUUAAUCCGGAAUCGUUCCUCCCUCAAUUCAAGCUUACUUCAUUUUCCACCGUACCGUAGUAAUUUUUUUUUCUAGGCGCAUCUUGUAGAUCUCAAAGUACUGGAAAAAGAAUAAUUCCCAUUAAAAAGCAAUUAAUCUUAAUACUGUAAAUGUAAGCCAAUACUAAUUGUUUUUGUUGGACAAAAGUUGUAUGAUAACACGAAUAAUCUUGCGCGUAACCACUGUCUACACAAUAGAAUCUUUGUUGUCAGGAAUUAUCUAUGAAAUUAGUACUGUUGAGACCCGUGUGGCACAUUUAGCUAAAGCUGUGAAUAUGCACAUCACACAGACACUUGCUGCAGGUUUGCCCUUUAAAUUAUUGUCCCUUUGCAAUAGUAUUAAAGCUCAGGGCUAUUUAUUAGAGUCCAAACACAAAGGUUGAAAUGAUCAGUGCAGUGCUGUUUUCUGGUCUCCAUCUGUCAAUGGGAUUUAUCUUACUUUCAGAGCCAACUUUUCCUUUGUGCUGUCUCUAGUAAAUGCUGAACACGGCUGAUGUAUUUUGGACCACUAACCUUAGUUUGCUGUAUUGUGGAUGCAAGCUACGUGUAUAACUAUUUGGUGCGUCCAGAAAUUUUUUGACAUUCAUAUUUGUACAAAGCCACAUUUUAAAGCAGCGAUAUUACAACACUUAAAACAGCCAUUGUUUCCAUUAAAAGCAUAUUUUGUUGAAAAAUGUUUAAGAUAUUAGAUGUAUGGAUAUAACAGUCUCAGAAAUUAAAGAAUUUAACAUAACUUAAUGGUAUUCUAUUGAUAGCCUUUUAUUGUGUCAACCUAAUUUUGAAAUAUUAAAAUUGUGAAGUGAGGGUAAUACAUGGAUUAUAUUUAAGCUAAAUUGUAAAUGCAUUAACUUUGAUUGAAUUAGAAGUACAAGGGCAUAUAAAAUGGAAGACAAAAACAUCUUAAGUUCAUCAUUAAGCUUUGACUUGUACUUUUUAGUGGACUGAAUAUUAGUGUCUUGUACCGCACUUAAGACAAUUGUAAUUGAAAUAAGGCAUUUAAAAUAUAUAUUUGGAUACGUUUGGC